AUGAAGGAAUCACCUCCGACAGCGCCGCUCAGCCGAAGUCUCAGUAAGCGUAGCCACGCUAGCCGAAAAUCUGCAACGCACCUGUCACCAUACCCGGCGGACGACUCCUCCGUCGACAAUGACGGCGACAAUAUGCAAGCUGCCCGGGAAGAUCUACCGCGCUUGGCAGUAAACCAACCUUCAGUGCAGCGCAGCGAAGAUGGGUCGUGGCUCGCUGUUCAUUCAGGGCCAGCGGGUAUACAUCCCGAAGCUCGAGAGUCCAUGGAAGCUUCGAAUAUGCCGACACUCGAGGAACAAGAGAAAGAGCGACAACUUGCGGAGAAAAACGCGGACGUCCACGAAUGGCUUGUGCAUAGCGAGGUUUAUGGCCGGGCCGACGAUCCUAAUGGUCCUGCCAAUAACGGCCGCAUACGACGAAAUGCAGGUCGACGCCGAGCGAGAAGUACGAACGAUGCUGGGGCGCGUCAGAGCUUGUCACUUAACCCUGCGUUAGUCAUCCAGACGUCUGUGUUCCCAGAGGCCAGUAUCCCAGGUCCUGGCGUCUACCUCGACGAGGAGAGUGGUGAUGACGAUGAGGAAUACAUCUCUAACCCGGAGAUUGACAUACCGAAGUCGCCUCCAACCAAAGUGCCGAUUGGCUCUGCUGCUGAUGAAGCUUUCUACUCCCCGACAACGCCUUUCUCCACCCAAGCCGCGGCUUUCCCGGGUCAACUCGCUCUUGACUACUCAUGGAGCAACAGAUCUCGGCUUACAGAGCCGUCUGCUGGGUUCCAGCAAUCAUUCACUGCUAAUCAGGCAAUAAUGCGGUUUCGACAAAAAGUCAAGGAUGUGGAAUCUGCAUCUCUUACAGCUACUAUCGGCUCACGACGGCGCAGCGAAUCGGAUAUGGGAAGUUUGUUUGCCGCAGCCGGUAUCUCGGUACGGGUCGGUGACAGAGCCAACACUCAAGAGAAGAGCAAGGCUACUAAAGACCAAGAGCUAGCGCGAAAAGGGUCGGAGAGGCGUGGCAGCUUCCUCGACAGGGUCUCUUUCCGACGAAGUAGCACCAACAAUAUUCUGAGACGGAAGAAGAGCGACGCCGGGCAACAAGAGCCCGAUGGUGGCGCUACGGAUACGGCACAAGGGGACACACAGACCACUACACAGCCGCGAAAGCGAAAAGGGAGUUCGAGCCGGCCCAAAAGCCCUAGACUCGACACAGAUGUGAUCCUCAUCCCUAGUGAUGGCGCACAUACCAGCGCUCUUAGUGCGAGCGCGCCGGGCAAGGCUUUCGCUCAAGCGAGGAACAGUUUAAGAAAAGUCAGAAGCCGCAGCGAUGUAGGGAAAAUGUCUAGGCUGAAGGAGCUUAUGAGUCAGCACGGUGGUCCACCUAUGCUGACACUUCCUUCGCCUGCGAAUGACUCCGGGAGCACUGACGUGCAACGAACUCCUGACACCAAGAUCCUGGCUGAGGAUCACGAUGAGGACGACCUGUCAGCACAAGAUGCCGUCAAGAUGAACCUUGCGGUCCGGUCGGAUCCGAUCAUACCAGAUUACGAGGGUUUCAAGACCCAUAUACAACACUUGAAUCCUCGCUUACCAGAGUAUAUGCUGGAGCGAGCCACUCAGGAACAGAUCAGAAGAUACAAAAGGUUGCUAGAGGCCAAAAUUAAGCAUCUAAACUGCGUCCAGAGAGGGAACUGCUCGUUGGAGUUCUGCACGGCUCUAGGAGGAGAAGGAAAAGAAAUACCACCUCGUACGGAUGGCAGAGGAUUUACCGACCCCCUAUCCACAGGUUUCCACGUGACCGCACCCGGCUCUGGUGAUGAGGGUGCGGAAAAUCUGGGUGACGGUACCGUUCAGCCCGCGCAGUUUCCACUCGGUGUUCCUCAACCGCCUGUCAAGCGGCUACCGGCAGAAUUCGAGUGUCCGCUUUGUUUCCAGGUCAAGAAGUUCUCCAAGCCUUCCGACUGGACGAAGCAUGUGCACGAAGAUGUGCAGCCUUUUACCUGCACUUUUCCGAACUGCGCUGAGCCUAAGUCGUUCAAGCGCAAGGCUGACUGGGUUCGACAUGAGAACGAACGCCACAGACAACUCGAGAGCUGGACAUGUACUAUACCAGACUGCGGACACACGUGCUAUCGCAAGGACAACUUUGUACAACACCUUGUCCGAGAACACAAAGUUCCGGAACCCAGAGCAAGGACUGGGAGGUCUUCGAACGCCGCGACUCGGAACAUGGCAGUGAACCUCGAAGAUAUCGUCAUCGAAGACAUCGUCAGACGGCACAGCGGAGACCAUGCUGCAGGUCAAAUCCCAGAGGACGUCUCCGAACAGGUCUGGGCGUUUGUCGAACUCUGUCGCCACGAUGCCCCAAAACAGCCGGAGGAUGAACCGUGCAGAUUCUGCAGUAACAAGUGCAACAGCUGGAAGAAGUUGACAGUGCACUUGGCGAAGCACAUGGAGCAGAUCAGCCUACCGGUCCUCCCGCUCGUGGAGCAGAAGCACCUCCAACCUGAUUCUGUCAUAAGUCCUGUCGACGCGCAACAACAGCAUCGUUCUCAAACCGUCUCACCAGCUUCCGCGGUUUUGAAGAGCGGCUUGCCUUACAUCAGCCGCAAUGGAUCGACACAUCUCCGAGAGACAGGCGUCGGCCCGCUUGAGAUUGGCUUUCACACAAGCGGUACUCAGUACCCGGUUGUUCCCACUAUUGCUGCUCCAGUGAUGCAUACAUAUCCCCCUCCUCAGUUUGCGAAUCACGGGGUGCAGUACCAUCAAUCCUCGUAUGCCUACAGCGAUCUUUCGAACACUCCAGGAAACUUUUCCGGUAGCACUUAUCCACCUGUUGCCAGCCUAGCGCAGUCCUUUGGCAACGCUCAGAGUGCCGCUUCUGGACCUAGUCAACUGCAGCAACACAGAUAUGCCCCUCAUGCUUCAAGUCGCUUCAUACCCUCAGCAACGCCCACAUCAGCGUACGGGCAACAGCCAAUGUACGCCUCGCCGACUGAUGCAACGCCAUUUCCUAGCGACAGCACGAUGCCAAUGCAGUUCUCUCAUGCGGGGCACCCCACACCUGCUUUGAACACGAGCAAUCAGGCUGUACAGGCCAGCAACCCGUACGAUCAUUCGGAAGCGCUCCCAUGUUCUGGAAGCCAGUACCAGCAGGUGCCGUCGUAUGUGUAUCAGCAGCAGCUGUAUCCUUUCCAUAGCCGGUAG
Molecule: messenger RNA, 3195 nt
Organism: Coniosporium apollinis CBS 100218
Lineage: Eukaryota; Fungi; Ascomycota; Dothideomycetes
Exons: 2
Coding region: 1-3195 (1064 amino acids)
Source: RefSeq, a predicted model, not a curated record